AUGAACUGGCACGUCUGUUUCAAAUUGCUGGACGGUGGCCUGUUUGACAUCGAUCUCUCUGGUCGGCCUGUCAGCCAGGCCACACUUCGGGACUUCGCGACUUGGCUGGAAUCGGAACUGCAGAGACGACGCCUGACCCGCGACGGUGGACUCUGGCAGCACGAGGGACACGUCAUUGCUCGCGAGGUCGACGUGAGUCGGGCUGACCUCGACGACGGCUCUCUGGAGAUCCUGUUGAAGACGCUGGCGAGGGCAAGGGUCGUCGUGGGCAUACUGAAGCUUUUCCGAAACGAACUAACCUGUGUCGGCGCCGGCCUUCUGGCGACCUGGAUACAAUCCGCGGCAAUCCCUCUCUUCGAACUUCAUCUCACGCACAACCGCAUCGAAGCCGCGGGUGCUCUCGAGAUCAUCCAGGCAGUGGCGGAGAACCGAUACUAUCCGUCCUGUCGACCCUUUUCGCAGGGUCCGGUGCCCCUGUGGCUCAGACUGCAUGACAACGACAUCGCCGACGAAGAAAGCUUCACGCUGCGAGCAGAAGCACUGAUACAGGCGGCUCGGCCCGGAUUGGAUCGUCCGGUGUGCUACAAGACCGCCGACUACUGCCGCAGUCAUCGCUGCAUCAUGACACACUGCCCGCUGUUGCACCUUCCCCACCUCCGCUGGAACGACCGGGAAGCCGUGCCGCCUCCUGGAGCGCAGGCGUCUCCAGUACCAAACCCAGCCGAGGCGUCUGUUUCGCCUUCGAUUUGGGAGGCAACCACCGAAGCGCCGACGUCGGAAGUACCGGAUCCGGCCGAUGCUCCUGCUGCGCCGUCGUCCGAGCAAAUGCUUCCGCCUCGAGACGGCGCCAGCGUCGGCGACGAGGCUUGGACGUCUCCUCUGCCGCGGUCGCCGGCCGCUUCGGAGUCGAUCGCUGCGUUCCCGGCUCUUAUAUCAGUAUCCGAAGAGACACUUCCGCCUCGACUCGGCGGUCACGUCGGCGACGAGGCUCCUGCUUCGAAAGCGACGACCGGCUUCCCGGCUCUUCUAUCGCUGUCGCCUUUGUCCUCCGCUUCCUUUCCACCUCCAUCGUGGCCAUCACAGGCAGCAAGGUGGCUUGACGGCGAGAUGGAUUCGGAAGCAUGA
This is a messenger RNA of Symbiodinium sp. CCMP2592, 1125 nucleotides long. NCBI's taxonomy places the organism in Eukaryota, Dinophyceae, Suessiales, Symbiodiniaceae. The record is from the annotation of a GenBank genome assembly.